Rotaria sp. Silwood1 is the source of this 1800-nucleotide messenger RNA. Lineage: Eukaryota; Metazoa; Rotifera; Eurotatoria; Philodinida; Philodinidae. The record is from the annotation of a GenBank genome assembly.
AUGCAUGGAUCUUUGAUUGAUUCUCAUCAUCGAUUAUCAUUAAGUAGUAAUGGACCUGGUGUAUUAUCAUCAUCUGAACAUACAUUGACUGAUGAUGAACAAACAAAUAAUUUAACUAAUAUGAAUCAUUCAAUGGAUUCCUCAUCAACAAUACAUUUAAAUAAAUCUACUUUAUAUCUUGGUGAUGUCAUUGAAACUAACGAUGAAAAAAAAUCUGAAGCAACUGUAACACAUUCAACAAAUUUUUUUCGUUGGACGCCUGGUUAUCGACAUGUUAUGUUAACAUUUUGUACAAUAUGUCUUUUUGCUUUUAUGACCGGUGUUGAAUAUGCUGUUAUUCUUCCAACAGUAUAUGACUAUGUUCGAAAAAUGACAAAUGCUAAUAUUUAUGUUGGUUUAAUUCUUUCAUCAUAUAGUAUAUCCGGUUCUUUUACUGGAAUAAUUAUGGGAAAAAUCUCAGAUAUAACUGGAAAAGUAAAAUUUCUUAUCAUGAUAUCUGCUAUAUUUGAAAUAGGUGGAAAUAUACUUUAUUUUGUUGCUAAUAAUAUACAUAUUGUUCUAUUGGGACGAUUAAUUGCUGGUGUUGGAAUGGGUGCUGUACCACCUAUUCUUGCCGAUGUUGCUCAUCGUACAAUAGAACGUGAACGAACAAAAGCCAUUUCAAUUAUUCUUGGAUGUCGACAACUUGGUUUGUUAAUUGGUCCAUGUUUUACACUUCUUAUUCGUUUAAUGAAUUUUCGAAUAGGUCCUGUUCAUGUUUAUAAUUUAAAUGGUCCUGGUUUUUUAAUGGCUACAAUUUGGUUAGUAUUAGUAAUAGUAUGUUGGUUUUGUUUUUAUGAUCGAAGAUCAUCAACACAUUUAACUAAUGAUUCACAUAAACAUAAAUAUAAAAAAUCAGAUCAUCUCGUACGACAAGAAGAACAAUGUGUAUCAUUAAAAAGAUAUUCUAAUCAAUAUAUACGUAUUGAAAUGUUUGUUUUAUUUCUUGCUACAUUUAUAACUUAUUUCAAUCAAACAGCAUUAGAAACAAUAGUAGCAGCAUUUACAGAAAAACAUUUUUAUUGGACAACUGUACAUACAUCAAUUUUAUUUGCAUUUGCUGGUUUAGAAAUACUUAUUGUUUAUAUAUCACUUGUGAAAUUUUUUUCAAAACAUUUUGAAGAUCGAAUAUUACUUAUAUUUGGUUUCAUAUCAUUAACAUUAGCUUGUAUACUUGGAACAUUUUUUACAAUCGCAUCAAAUUUAUUUGGUUGGUUUAUUCAUUCAAGUAUAAAUGCUGUGAAUAAACCUUUACUUUCAUUAUUUAUUGUUUUUGUUAUUCUUGAUUUACUUGCUCUACCAUUUAUAGCAGCUACGAGUGUAUCACUCUUUACUAAAUUAACAGUAAAAGAAUUACAAGGAUUUUCACAAGGUUUACAAAGAUUUAUUAUGGGAACUGGAACUAUUGUUGGUCCAUUAUUUGCUUCAUUACUUCUCAAUCGUCUUCAUAUAAUGAUGGCAACAAUGCUUAUUCUAACAUCAUUUACUUUAAUAGCAAUAUUAACUGUUGUCCAACGUUUACGUCCACAAUCACAAGAAAAUCUAUCAAAUGAAAUAAAGGAUCUACAUAAUAAUAGCGAUCAUAAUCAUAGUUUAUCUAUUGAACAUGAUAAUAAUGAACAACGAUCAUCACUAUCAUCAAAAAAUUGUUACGUUACACUUGUUCAACAGGAUGAUGAUCGUUCACGUAAUAAUACUUGCCAGAAUAGUUCUUUAACAAAAAAUUUAUCUAAUAAUAAUAACUUAAAUAGUGAUACAUAA